Girardinichthys multiradiatus is the source of this 3042-nucleotide messenger RNA. RefSeq names its product signal peptide peptidase 3 (gene sppl3). Gene Ontology annotation, cellular component: Golgi-associated vesicle membrane; cytoplasmic side of endoplasmic reticulum membrane; lumenal side of endoplasmic reticulum membrane. The coding region runs from base 496 to 1647 and encodes 383 amino acids. The record is from RefSeq and is a predicted model, not a curated record. Gene Ontology annotation, biological process: membrane protein proteolysis. NCBI's taxonomy places the organism in Eukaryota, Metazoa, Chordata, Actinopteri, Cyprinodontiformes, Goodeidae. The transcript has 11 exons. Gene Ontology annotation, molecular function: aspartic endopeptidase activity, intramembrane cleaving.
AACCUCUACAGCAGGGCGAUAGUGCGCGUUCCCGCGGACUCGCUAUAGAAAACAAAGCUGAGCGUCUUCCAUAUCAGCUAGAGCUGCAGACUCGAGGAAUAUCCGAAUUUAUUCUGGAUACAUCGGACAAAAUAUGGAUCUACAUUGGGUGUAGCAUCGUUGCAGACCGAGCCUUCUCGGCUGAUGUGACGGCAGGACAGUAGCGAAACCGACGAAAAUAACAUCUGUGUGUGUUUUUUUUUUUUUUCCUCGGGGUGCUUUGUCUUGUUCACCUAACGAUAGCAAACCAUCAUUUUCAUCUCAAUUGCACGAAAUUCAGCUAGUGAUUACUAGCUGCCGCCGGGAUGUAUCAGCAUGUUGUCACCUAAAAGUAACUGCUAAAACGUCGGAUUGUGAAAGAAAAGCAGAGACCCCUCGCUCCCAGGUCCCAGCGGGCUGACACCGGGACCUGAAUCUGCGUUAGCCACAGCCGCGGAACCCACUGUUUUCGGCGAUAUGGCGGAGCAAGGCUACUCGUCCUGGGCAUACUCCCUAGUUGACUCCAGUCAGGUGUCUACCUUCCUGAUCUCCAUCCUUCUUAUCGUUUAUGGCAGCUUCAGGUCAUUAAACAUGGAUUGUGAGAACCAGGAGAAGGAUAAAGACGGUAACCCCAUACCAACAGGGUCUUUUAAUAAUGGCAACACAAACAACAGCAUUCAGACUAUAGACUCAACACAGGCCCUGUUUCUGCCAAUAGGAGCUUCUGUGUCUCUGUUAGUCAUGUUCUUCUUUUUCGACUCGGUCCAGGUGGUCUUCACUAUCUGCACUGCAGUUCUUGCUACAAUUGCAUUUGCAUUCCUGUUGUUACCUAUGUGCCAAUAUCUGACCAGACCCUGCUCCCCGCAGAACAAGAUUUCGUUCGGCUGCUGUGGACGCUUCACCUUGGCUGAACUCUUGUCGUUCUCGCUUUCUGUUAUGUUGGUCCUCAUCUGGGUGUUGACCGGACACUGGCUCCUCAUGGACGCUUUAGCCAUGGGCUUGUGUGUCGCCAUGAUCGCCUUUGUUCGGCUUCCCAGUCUGAAGGUCUCCUGCCUGCUGCUGUCAGGACUGCUCAUUUAUGAUGUGUUCUGGGUUUUCUUCUCAGCGUACAUCUUCAACAGUAAUGUGAUGGUCAAAGUUGCCACUCAGCCUGCUGAAAAUCCCAUAGAUGUUCUCUCCAGGAAGCUCCACCUGGGGCCGGGAAUGGGCCGCGACGUACCCCGACUCUCCUUACCUGGCAAACUGGUCUUCCCAAGCUCCACAGGAAGCCACUUCUCAAUGUUGGGAAUAGGAGACAUCGUGAUGCCAGGGCUGCUGUUGUGCUUCGUCCUGCGUUAUGAUAACUACAAGAAGCAAGCAACCGGGGAGGUCCCGGGGCCCGGUAACAUGUCCGGACGCAUGCAGCGCGUCUCCUAUUUCCACUGCACUCUCAUCGGAUACUUUGUGGGUCUGCUGACUGCCACUGUGGCCUCGAGAAUCCAUCGCGCUGCUCAGCCCGCUCUGCUUUACUUGGUUCCCUUCACCCUGUUGCCUCUUCUCACUAUGGCUUACCUGAAGGGGGAUUUGCGGCGAAUGUGGUCUGAGCCUUUUCACACCAAGGCCAGCAGCUCUCGCUUCCUGGAGGUAUGAUGCAACCCGGUGACCCAACAACCAGCGCGGGGACGACUGCUGAUCUUUUUCUCUUUAUUGGAGGAAAGGAAAGAGGGCACACUCACCAUGAGGCCAUGUUGUCAUCACUUCAUGCUUUCCACCGAUCUGUGAAGAAAAUAAAAUCUUGCAGAAAGGACACCAGAGUGUGGAUCACAAUGCCCAGACAAGGACUCAUCUUUGCUACCUACAUUCUUCACCAUUUCAUCUUCACUUCCUCCUUUACCCUUUCUUUCCUGUCCAUUACAGCACAUCCUGCCUACGCUGUUUUUGUGCUGCCUUCCUCUUUGUCUCCUUUCCUUUUUUUUUCUCAUCCGCCCACCUUUCUACGUGACCCAUCUCAUAUUUUCCACCUCCUCUCUCUCUCUUCUGUCUUUUUGUUCUGGAUUCCUUUCUCUCGGAUGAACUAAAUGGACCAGGCCUCCCCCACCCACCUCCUUUUUUUGUGGACUUACAGUUGUGAGACAUGGCUGGGGUUUAUAUGUAUUUUUUUAGCAUUGUCGUGGUCAUUAUAAUUAAUGUUAUUAUUAUUGAAGAACUUUAACAAGUGGAGAAGAGUUGGAGUGUUGCAGUUGCACAGGAGCAGCAACAUCAUCCAGAGUCCUCUCUCUUCUUCAGUCUCCCUGUUUCAUCACCCCUCCCUGAUGGCUCCCCCUCCUGGUGCUCCUGCCCUCUUGCUACACUCCUUGUGCUACUCACCCCCCCAACACCCACCCACCCUUCUGUUCAUCUGCUGUCCCUACCCCAACAGAUAACUAUGUAUUUUAUUUAGAAAGGUUUUAUUCUUUGCAUAUACAGAAAUGAUGCAUUACAAACUGUUAAGUCGUCGUUCCCCCCCCCCCCCCCGUCCUAUGAGUCGGAGGGGGUAGCUUUUAUUUGUAUAUAUGUGUACACAUGUAUUUGCGGUAUCAUGAGUUUGUAUUUGUGUUUGAGAGCAUGUUGAAGAGGGCGGUAAACUGAUGUCUAACAGCAGCCUGAUUUUACUCAGAUUGGUAAAGUGUGCAAUAGAAACAUCCUUAAAGAAAAAAGUACAAACGCAGACGACAGUUUCCCGCUCUAAUCUUAAAGUGUGCGUGUGUGUGUGAGUGUGAACACGAGCAAGCCGUUAUUUUACUCUUGUUUUAAUUUGAAAUCAUCUUUAAAAUGACGACAAUAGUCAGGUUUGCAUUGAGCUGUGUGUUGGAUCAAAGGGCGUCAAGCACAUGAAACACAUGUAAAUGGUUUAUCUUGUAAAAACAGGGGAAAAAAUAUAUAAGAAAAAAUGUAGAAACUCCACAGAGGUCAUUUUUCUCUUCAGUUUUCUGCAGAUAGCAGAAAUGUAAACAGUGUUUUUGUUUUGGUUUUUCCUUCUUCCAAAUAAAUGAAUGUUAAAUAAGA